Messenger RNA from Daktulosphaira vitifoliae (grape phylloxera), 796 nucleotides. RefSeq lists its product as uncharacterized. The transcript has 3 exons. Bases 181 to 561 code for a protein of 126 amino acids. Lineage: Eukaryota; Metazoa; Arthropoda; Insecta; Hemiptera; Phylloxeridae. The record is from RefSeq and is a predicted model, not a curated record.
UCUUCUCGGCUUUGUGUCGCGUUUUUUACCUUAUACAUUAGUAGUUGGCAAUUGUGUGGUAUCGUUAAGUACCUCUAAAUAACAUUUUUCUUCUUUUUUUUUUUUGUAGUCACAAAAUAAAUUUACUUAAUAUCAUCAAACGUGUAAUAGUAAUUAUAGUAAUAGUACCAUAACAUAAAAAUGAAAAUUGAUUUAGCCUUGGCAUUAAUAGUAGCACUUUUUGCUAUUGCAUCAGCUAGGCCUCAAGAUUUAUCCCUAGUUCUUAUGCCACCACUUCAAUUCGACCAGCCAUUAUUGAACAACGCUAUAAUUCCACCGCCUAACGUUUUUGGAAAACCAAUUAAUCCUAUUGUAGUAGCGGCAUUUCAACGAGACUCUCUAUUACCCGCUAACAUGCAAAAUUCCUUUUACAAAAAUCCACGUAUUGCUGAAUCCCUCGCUAAAAACAGUUGGUUUGGACCCGGUGAACAACAUGCUGUAGACAGAGAUACAGAGAAAAUCCCAAGAGAGCAAAUAUUCCACAUCCUGAAGAACGCUGGCCUCUUGCCAACAUCUCGAUAGAAUAUAAACUACUUUGAUUUUUUUUAAUUAUUUCAAUAUGAUGAGUUAUUUUUAAGUCUGUGUAAUUUAAUUAGGCCAGAUUUUUCUUUUAUAUAAUAGCUAUUCUACUAUUAUAAAAUGUAUUUAUUAGUUUUAACGGGAUUUUAGUCAUAAAUUAUAAUUUUUAAAUAACAGAAGAGUGAUGUAUUUUAUAUUUUUAAUACAAAUAUAAUACGUAUUUUAUAAAAAAAUAAUA